AUGAGUGGCAGGCGCGAGGUGCCUCCGCGUUCCGCCGUGGAAAUCCCGGCGCUGGGUCCAAUUAUGCAUUCAGCCCUCGGAGCGAGGCGGCGCUCCCUCCCCUCGGGCCCCGUGGGCGCGCCCGUGCGCAGCCUACCGAGAAUUGGCCGUUGCGUGACGCACGGUGCGCAGAGCAGGCCGCGGCAGAGGCUACCGAAAUGCCGUUAUAAA
This is a messenger RNA of Iphiclides podalirius (scarce swallowtail), 210 nucleotides long. The record is from the annotation of a GenBank genome assembly. Lineage: Eukaryota; Metazoa; Arthropoda; Insecta; Lepidoptera; Papilionidae.